GGAGCCUAGCGUGCUUGUUGGCUUGCUUUCCGGCGGGUGUGCGAUCCAGGCGCCUUUACCAUCCCUUUCGCUGCUGCAGGACUGCAAGCCUGGCAUCUGGCCCCGGCGACGGCUCCGGUGUACCGAGACAGCAGAGCUCCCCGGAUCUGGACAUACGAGGUGACCUUGGUCUAGUCUUCUGUGGUGCCGAGUAGCGGCCCCCAUCCGUGCGCGGGGCCUGUGUAAAGACCCUCCUGUGAGUGCUUGAGGACACUGAGCUACCUCGGUGCCACUGGCAGUCCGGUGGCGGGGAGCAGCGGGCCGCCGUGGGGGGGGGCCGGAGGACAUGCCCCUCCAUGUAAAAUGGCCAUUCCCCACCGUGCCGCCGUUCACCUGGACCCUGGCCAGCAGCGUCGUCAUGGGCCUGGUGGGCACGUACAGCUGCUUCUGGACCAAGUAUAUGAACCAUCUCACCGUCCACAACAAGGAAGUGCUCUACGAACUCAUCGAAAACCGGGGGCCUGCCACCCCCCUCAUCACUGUCUCCAAUCACCAGUCCUGCAUGGAUGACCCUCAUCUCUGGGGGAUCCUGAAACUCCGCCAUAUCUGGAACCUGAAGUUGAUGCGUUGGACCCCGGCAGCUGCAGACAUCUGCUUCACUAAGGAGCUGCAUUCCCACUUCUUCAGCUUGGGCAAGUGCGUGCCUGUGUGCCGAGGAGACGGAGUAUACCAGAAGGGGAUGGACUUCAUUUUAGAGAAGCUCAACCAUGGGGACUGGGUGCACAUCUUCCCGGAAGGGAAAGUGAACAUGAGUUCCGAGUUCCUGCGCUUCAAGUGGGGAAUCGGACGCCUGAUUGCGGAGUGCCACCUGAAUCCCAUCAUCCUGCCUCUGUGGCAUGUUGGAAUGAAUGAUGUCCUUCCUAACAGCCCACCCUACUUCCCCCGCUUUGGACAGAAAAUCACCGUGCUGAUCGGGAAGCCCUUCAGUGCACUGCCUGUGCUUGAGCGGCUCCGGGCAGAGAACAAGUCAACAGUGGAGAUGCGCAAAGCUCUGACAGACUUCAUUCAAGAGGAAUUCCAGCGCCUGAAGACACAGGCGGAGCAGCUCCAUAACCACCUCCAGCCCAGGAGAUAGGUGUUGUCCCACCCAGCCCCUGGCUAGGAGUUCUCAGCUCCAGGAAGUGGCUGGAUCCUUCAAGGCACGGGAAGAGGCAGAGCUGGGACCUCAGUCCCAGCCUAGUUGGCUCUCAGCGCCACCAUUGGCUUUUGCCCUGCAUGAACCUGGGGCUGGAGGAUGGAUGCUGGUUUUAGCUAAGAUGUGGGUUUUUGCAAAUUGGCUCCUAACCACUACUGGAGGCUCUCUUCUAAUUGGUGAGCAUCUAGCUUCUGUAUGGUUCUUCAGUUAAAGGAAGGCCUCAGCUCUUCCUCCCACUUGUCUGAGAAGGCACGAAGCAGCUUAGUUAGGGGCCUCCUUCCUUCUUGCCUUCCCACUUCCUCUCCUGGGGUUUGCACUGGCAGGGAGCAAAGCAGGCAAGUGAGCAAGUACUUGGGUGGAGGUACCAGGGCCUGGCUAGAACUGUGCCACAAGGGCCAUAAGGCCCUUUGGGCUGGCUGCUACCUGCCCACCCUUGCCAGUGCAAGAGCUGCUCAUUACCUCCUCAGGGAUGGCCGUCAGCCAUGUCUUCUUUCUACGUGAGCUUCCCCCACUGCAGCGCCUGUCAUUAGGCAGGGCCUGUACAUGGGUCACCUGCAGGCAGGAAGAGAAGUUCUCGGCCAGAAGUGAAGCCCAGCUGAGCAGAGCCUGCAGCAAGGGCCUAAGAGCUGGUCACUCAUCCCCAUGCUGGGCUCCACCCACUUUUCUACCCUUUCUGUCUUGGCAUCUCUCUUGUCCUGGAAUCUAGAUUUUCAUGUUUUUUAAACAAUAAAGCAUCUACGU
Molecule: messenger RNA, 1915 nt
Organism: Perognathus longimembris pacificus (Pacific pocket mouse)
Lineage: Eukaryota; Metazoa; Chordata; Mammalia; Rodentia; Heteromyidae
Gene: Tafazzin
Product: tafazzin, phospholipid-lysophospholipid transacylase
Exons: 10
Coding region: 326-1114 (262 amino acids)
Biological process (GO): cardiolipin acyl-chain remodeling; inner mitochondrial membrane organization
Cellular component (GO): mitochondrial membrane
Molecular function (GO): 1-acylglycerophosphocholine O-acyltransferase activity
Source: RefSeq, a predicted model, not a curated record